Molecule: messenger RNA, 1320 nt
Organism: Yamadazyma jaroonii
Lineage: Eukaryota; Fungi; Ascomycota; Pichiomycetes; Serinales; Debaryomycetaceae
Source: the annotation of a GenBank genome assembly
AUGCGAUCAGCUAUUUUUGAUAACGAUAGUAGGAAGAUCAAAAGACUCUCUUCACCUGUUCCAGGGUUGAAGAAGAAGACUAUUCCUGAAAGGAAAGUACCGUGGAAUUUGGAAGAGAUGAUAAUAGCUUAUCAGGAAAAUGGUUCUUUACCACCUAUGUUAUCACCAACAUUACCGCCAUUAGACUCCGUUCCAGUUCCAACUCCAAUCCCAACAAACCAACCAAUAGUCCAUGAUAAAAAUGUUAAGGCAAAUAAACAACCUGAGGUUCCAGUGAAGAAGAAAAUUAUCAAAUCGUCUAAAGUGAAGUAUGUGAACAAAUUGAAUGAUAGCACUUAUCCCAGACUUUUGGUACGAUUUACCUUAGGAUCUGAACAAUUGAGACGAAUCUACAAAAAAUCUACUAUUUCCAAACCUUCUACUCCGGUUGUUAGUAAAGCUGGAACCCCAUUUAGUAAACCAUCCACACCAAAGCCUUCAACUCCGAAAUUGAUUUCAAAACCAUCUACACCAAAAACUGGCAUCAAGACCACACCUUCUGUUACCACUUCAUCAGUCACCACACCUAAUGGGUCACCCAAGAAGUUACCUUUAGGACCCAAAAAGAUGGGUUUAACAAGACCUUUGGAACCUACAAAACCUUUAGAAAAUAAAGAACCCACUAAACCCUUGGAACAGAAAGAACCCAAGUCGGAUUUCAACACAAAACUGAAACUUUAUUGGAUGAAACUAGCAAAAGAAUGUAAUUUCAUGGCCAAUAGCACUGAAGGAGUCAUAUCAUUAGUUAUUCAAUUGGAUUCUUUGAUGUUAUUUGCUAUCUCUUAUUCUUUUGAUGACAAAAUAUCUCCUUCACCAAACAACUGGUCCAGCUUGAUAGAUGAUAUUGACUCGACUACCAACAAGAUCAAACAAACACUCGAGAAUAAUAAUAUUAGAAUACAUUUGAGAUUUUUGAUGGAACUUUUACAAUACUUCAAGAUCUUUGUUCUAAAGAAAUUGAUGGAUUUAAAUCCUUCAAAUAUCGUAGAAACAUAUAAGAAAAUUGAUCAUAUUCAAAAAACCACCGAAAAGUCAUUCCCCGAUAUCAAUGAUUUCAUCAAAACCAAUUACUCAAAGGUUUGGAAAACUAGAUCCAAAUUACAAGAGGUGGAAAUCUUACCAAUUGACAAAGAUCACUAUUUACCUCUUGGUCCAUACUUAGAUCUCAAUUUGUUCUUGAAGGUAUUUUAUAAGCUAGUCAAUGGUUUUAUCGAUACAUAUAAUAAUGUUAGCAAGGAAGAUUUGUUUUAUAGCUUGAAAUCAGGAUUGCCUGGUCCUUAA